This is a messenger RNA of Helianthus annuus (common sunflower), 1892 nucleotides long. RefSeq names its product pyruvate kinase, cytosolic isozyme. The coding region runs from base 175 to 1671 and encodes 498 amino acids. Lineage: Eukaryota; Viridiplantae; Streptophyta; Magnoliopsida; Asterales; Asteraceae. Gene Ontology annotation, cellular component: cytoplasm. Gene Ontology annotation, molecular function: potassium ion binding; pyruvate kinase activity; magnesium ion binding. The record is from RefSeq and is a predicted model, not a curated record. Gene Ontology annotation, biological process: glycolytic process. The transcript has 3 exons.
CAUUCCAAUUUCUCAACAAAAAGUUAACCAUACGAAUCAAUUUCUUUAUAACAAACCAACCCACCCAUUUUUAUUCUCAUUUCACACAUCACCGCCGCCCAAUAUUCAAUACAUUCUCAUCAUUUUCAAUUCUGUUUCUCAAUUUGAUUCCAUUAUUCCUUCACAAUCACACUGAUGGAUCACCAGAUGAAGAGGCCGAAGACGAAGAUCGUCUGCACGUUAGGACCUGCAUCUAGAUCAGUUCCAAUGGUGGAGAAGCUCUUAAAAGCAGGUAUGAACGUUGCUCGCUUCAAUUUCUCUCACGGAUCCUAUGAAUAUCAUCAGGAAACGCUUGAUAAUCUCCGCACUGCUAUGGAUAACACCGGUAUACUCUGUGCGGUUAUGCUCGACACCAAGGGUCCAGAGAUUCGAACCGGGUUUUUAAAAGAUGGCAAGCCAGUUCAGCUUAAACAGGGUCAAGAAAUCACAAUCUCUAUCGAUUACACCAUCAAAGGCGAUGAAAACAUGAUCUGCAUGAGCUACAAGAAGCUAGCUCACGAUGUUAAACCACAAAGUGUGAUUCUCUGUGCAGACGGCACCAUUUCGUUUACUGUUCUGUCUUGUGACAUUGAAAACGGGCUAGUUCGUUGUCGUUGUGAGAACACUGCGGUUCUUGGUGAACGAAAAAACGUUAAUCUACCUGGUGUGAUUGUGGAUCUACCAACGCUGACUGAGAAAGACAAAGAAGAUAUCAUGAAAUGGGGUGUUCCUAAUAAGAUUGAUAUGAUUGCUUUGUCGUUUGUCCGAAAGGGUUCAGACCUUGUGGAGGUUCGUAAGCUGUUGGGAGUACAUGCUAAAAACAUUCUGCUUAUGUCUAAGGUUGAAAAUCAAGAAGGGGUUGCCAACUUUGAUGAUAUCCUAGCGAACUCAGACGCGUUUAUGGUGGCGCGUGGUGAUCUCGGGAUGGAAAUUCCGAUUGAGAAAAUAUUUCUAGCUCAGAAAGUAAUGAUAUACAAGUGCAACCUACAAGGAAAGCCGGUUGUAACCGCCACUCAAAUGCUGGAGUCAAUGAUCAAGUCUCCAAGGCCCACUCGAGCCGAAGCCACAGACGUUGCUAACGCGGUCCUCGAUGGAACCGACUGCGUCAUGCUUAGUGGAGAAACCGCAGCCGGGGCUUACCCAGAGCUCGCAGUUCAAACCAUGGCUAAAAUCUGCAUGGAAGCCGAAAGCACAAUAGACUAUAAAGACGUUUUCAAAAGGAUCACUGCCAAUGCACCGGUCCCCAUGAGCCCACUUGAAAGCUUAGCCUCUUCUGCGGUUCGAACCGCGAUCUCAUCAAAAGCGAGUCUGAUAUUGGUUCUAACCAGAGGUGGAAGCACUGCGAAACUAGUGGCUAAGUACCGCCCCGGGAUGCCUAUACUGUCUGUUGUGGUUCCAGAAAUCAAGACCGAUUCUUUUGACUGGUCUUGUAGUGAUGAGUCACCGGCUAGACAUAGUCUAAUCUUUAGGGGUUUGGUCCCGGUUUUGAUUGCGGGGUCUGCUAGAGCUUCUCAUGAUGAGUCCACUGAAGAAGCUAUUGAAUUUGCUUUGCAACAUGCUAAAGAUAAAGGACUAUGCAAGAAUGGUGAUUCGGUUGUGGCUCUACAUCGUGUUGGAACCGCGUCUAUAAUCAAGAUCGUGACAGUUAAGUGAUUCUUAUGCUAUAUUGAUAUUGUCGAUUUUUGCCCUUUCGAUGGCACACAUUGUUACACUGGUAAACUAAAGUUGAUUUUGGUAUCGAUGAACUGGAUUUGUUAUGAGAAACUACGUAACGAGUAAUGCAUUUUUGUCGCGAGUUUGAAUAAUUGACAUUACUUCGUGUUUUUUGGAACAUGAUUUGUGCAUUAUAAGAUUGUUUUGUACGUCUUGAUCUA